AGCUCGCCAUGUAUUUUCGACACAUACAGGUCGAAAAUACACCUAUUUUUCGACAUGUAUGUGUCGAAAAUACCCUUAGAUUUCGACGCCCAAGUGUCGAAUUAUGAUGCAAUUUUCGACACUUAAGUGUCGAAAAUUACCCAAAAUUUCGACGCUUAAGUGUCGAAAAUUGCAUCAUAAUUCGACACUUAAGUGUCGAUUUGGUUCCUGUUGCAAAUUUACUUGUCUUAUAUUUUCGACACUUUUGUGUAGAUCGAUUGCACCCAUUCAUUUACCACGUCAGAAAAAUUCCCAACAAAAGAAGCUUUAAUGGCAUGGGUUCGUGAAGUAUGUAAAAGAAUUGGAAUGGUGUUAAUGAUUGGGGGUUCGAGUGACGGGGAUAGAGGACGUAGGACACCGUAUGUGAUUGUUCGUUGUGAGCGUGGGGGCCAUUAUGUUGGCAAGAAGGUACCAGGUGAAGAUGAUCAAAGACCGGGAAAAAGGAGCACCGGUUCAAAGAAAUGCAAUUGUCCGUUUAAAUUGAAGGGGACAAGGGAACACAAGGAUGAUGAAAAGGCUGAGUGGAAAUUGGAUGUUAGUUGUGGUAUUCACAACCACAACUUAUUCGAAAACUUGCACGGACACUCUUAUGCCGGAAGAUUAUCAAAGGAGGAUGUUUCCUUUGUUCACACUAUGAAGAAAGCAAUGGUGAAACCAAGGGCAAUUCUAAGAGCAUUGAAGCAAAAGGACCCGUCUAAUGUAACUGGUAUGAAGACAGUUUACAAUACUAUCUCUAAGUUAAAUUUCAGUGAAUUGGAUGGGAGAUCUCAAUUGCAAUCAUUGUUUGUCAAGUUGAAAGAAGAUGAAUACCUCUCGUACCAUAGAUCGAACGAGUUGAAUGCGAUUACCGACUUGUUUUGGAUCCACCCGAAAUGCAUUAAGUUGGCACAGUCGUAUCCGUACGUAUUCGUCAUCGAUUGCACGUACAAGACCAAUCGUUACGGACUCCCAUUUCUUGAGAUUGUGGGUUUUACUUGUACCAACAAGACGUUCUCAAUUGCCUUUGCUUACUUGGACCACGAAAAGACGGAAAAUUUUGAAUGGGCGUUGCGUUGUUUGAAGGAGGCCAUGACCAGUUGUCCUCGGCCUAAUUGUAUUGUAACAGAUCGAGAUUUGGGUUUAAUGAAAGCAGUGGCCAAUGUGUAUCCAUCGAGUCAUCACUUGCUGUGUCGGUGGCAUGUGAACAAGAAUAUAGUGGCCAAUUGUAAGAAAUUGUUCCCAAAGGACAUCACCAAAUGGAAGCAAUUUCAGUCGAGUUUUUCGGCUCUUAUUGAAAGAAAUACCAUAGAGGAGUUCAAUGAGGAUUGGGAGGAUUUGAAAAGAACAUUUAUUGGUUAUCUCCCGGCUAUAGAGUAUGUAGCUAAUUCAUGGUUGGAUCCGUACAAGGAGAGACUUGUAUCGGUGUGGACAAAUAAGUAUACUCAUUUUGGAACGUACACUUCUAAUAGGGUGGAGGGGGCACACGGACGAAUGAAAAGGGAUGUGCGUAAUUCAACUGGCACAUUUGUGGAUUUGUAUACGAAAGUCCACAAUCAAAUUGUCGAACAACACAAUGACAUCAAGGCUUCCUUUGAAGUAAGUAAAAAUACUUACGAGCACACUUUCAAAAAGUUGAUAUACAAUGAGCUUCGUGGAAGUAUCUCAAAAUACGCUCUGCAACUACUCAAAGUUGAGGUGGACAAUGCGAAACUAUUGCAACCGAGCGAUAUGGGUUGUAGUUGCGCCAUCCAAACAACCCACAGUCUACCAUGUCGCCAUGAACUUCAUGAGUAUGUUGUUGUGAACAAAUGUCCUAUCCCACUUGAGUUAAUAGGCUCGUAUUGGAAACACAUGAGUAUGGAGCCCGUCGCGACCACAGGCCAAGUCAUCCUACCAACCAUCGACGAAGAAUUAUCGGAAUACCAGAAGCUCUUUGAAUGUGCCGAUCUCGAUGCAAAAACUCGAUUGCGCAACCAUUUGAGACAUUUUACCCACCCAGAGAAGACUAACCUUACGGAGCCAAGUGAAAAAGUUGUUAGCAAAGGUCGACCGGCAAAAAGUAGGAAAGACAAAUCAAGCACUCGGGACAAAUCACAUUUUGAGUAUGUGGAGCCAAAGAAAAAAAAAUCGAAGCAAGCUAGUUGUUCUCCAAAGCUUAUACCUGUACUGAUGAGAUUACGAGGGCAUUCGAAUGAUUCUUUCAACACUAUACCAACUCAAGAGUCAGGAAAAAGCACUAUACCGACACAAGAGUCGGUCAAACCAUUAUUUGAAGAUGCAGAUGUGGGAUUGCCACCAGGUUUGAUCGGCAAGAAUAAGUACAUUGACACGAUCCAUCCACGAUUUCGUAUGCACGUUCGAGAAAUCAUCAAUGUCGGUUCAGAUGGACACUGUGGAUUUCGGGCAGUUGCCUCUAUGAUGGGAUUUGGAGAAGAUGAAUGGGGUCGAGUGCGAGAUGACAUGCUACGGGAGUUGACUUCUAAUUUUUCCACUUACACGACCAUGCACCGUGGCGAAGAAACCGUUAGAAGCAUGCAAGCUAUUGUGAGUAACUGGGAUGUUCCUGCAACUCGUGAUCAUUGGAUGUCUUUGCCAAAUAUGGGUCAUGUAAUUGCUUCAACAUACAAUAUUGUGCUUGUCUACUUAUCCAAGUAUCAGUGUCUCACGUUCCUUCCCCUAUCGAGCGAUCCAAAGCUUUUCAGCGAGAGGCAAGAGCACGGUAUGGCAUUCGUCGACAACUGUCACUUCGUGCAUGUUGUAUUGAACAAGAAUUGUCCAAUACCUCCUAUCGCCGAUUAUUGGUACCGGUGUCAUGAUCCUAAAGCUGAUGGUUGGAAGCCUGCAGAAAUGGAUGGUCGGAUUACAGCAUUUCGAGAAUUAAUAGGUCAAAAUGUUGCCACGCGAGAGAGUUUCGAGAUUAUUACUAUAUCAGACAAUGGUGAUAGUUCUCCCAACAUAAAUAUGUAA
This is a messenger RNA of Erythranthe guttata (spotted monkey flower), 2985 nucleotides long. Lineage: Eukaryota; Viridiplantae; Streptophyta; Magnoliopsida; Lamiales; Phrymaceae. The record is from RefSeq and is a predicted model, not a curated record.